UCGAGCCAUCAGCGUGGAAACAAGUCGAAAAUAGAGUUCCAAUUGCAGCAUCCCACUAGUGUUCCAGACUUCAGCGGUGGAAACCCAAACCCCCAAUAUUCCAAUUUCGAGUUUCCAUUAAUUAAUUCCCUAUUUUUCUAAUCCCCCAUUACUACCAAAUGGCCUCUUCAAGUUUCAGCAAUAACAGUAUCUCAAUCAUGGUCUCGGAUGACGAUUCCGAUGAACUCGGCCGAAAGCGAGUCCGAGCCCGGAGGAAACGCAAGAAACACGGUCAUCAACGACCCAGGAACGAGUUGAAUCAGCUCCUCAUCCGUUUGUUCGUCAAAUACUGGAUGCUCCUCAUAUUCCUUCCGGCCGCGAUGCUGAUCAUUUUCGAGGUCACUAGCGUCGGUAGAAAACCUGGGUUGGUCGUCCACUCGGAAGUUAAUGAAGUGAAAAGUCCCAAUUUGAUGGGUAACUCAGAACUUACUAAAUCGAAGGAAGCGACUCAAGGAAAGAAACCCGACAGCAAAUUGAACCGGCUCGAUCCAAUCACUCACAUUGUCAGUGGUGUUAGAGAACCUUGCUUGAAGCUCUUACCAGCUGAGGAACUUGAGCAUCUAGAUAUUUCAGAAGAUGAAGAAUCUACCAUUAGUAGUCCUGUUAAAAGAUUGAUGUAUAUCUCAGACCAUCUAACGCCUCACGGACAUGGUGGGGGGAACUCUACCUUAUCUUGGCAGCGAACAAGUGUCACUCGGUUUAAUUUAUUCACUGGGAACCAAACCUUUGAUGAGAGAGAGAAAAGCUUUAAGGUGAGUGAAACUGUUGCUCUACAUUGUGGUUUUUUCAGUGAAAAUGGUGGCUUUGCAAUAUCUGAUAGAGACAAGAGUUAUAUGCAAACUUGCAAACUUGUGGUUUCUACUUGUGCUUUUGGAGGUGGAGAUGAUCUUUAUCAGCCUAUAGGAAUGUCAGAGGCAUCUCUCAAAAAGGUUUGUUAUGUUGCAUUUUGGGAUGAAACUACGCUUGCAGCACAGGAAUCACAGGGCAAUAAGAUUGGCGAGGAUGGACUGAUUGGAAAAUGGCGUAUUGUGAUUGUACGGAAUCCGCCUUUUGUAGACCAGAGGUUGAAUGGGAAAAUUCCUAAGAUGUUGCCGCAUCGUCUCUUUCCUCAUGCAAAGUACUCUAUUUGGGUAGACUCGAAAUCCCAAUUCAGGAGGGACCCUUUAGGUGUAGUUGAGGCUCUUCUUUGGCGUAGGAAUUCAGUUCUUGCAAUUUCUGAGCAUGGAGCUCGUAGUAGUGUCUAUGAUGAGGCAAAGGCUGUCGUCCUUAAACACAAAGCUACACCAGAGGAAGUUGAGGUUCAAAUGACUCAGUAUCGUAAGGAUGGUCUUCCAGAGGACAAGAGAUUUAAUGGAAAGAAAGCUCUAAAUGAAGCCUCUGUCAUUGUGAGGAAACAUACACCUUUGACUAAUAUGUUCAUGUGCCUCUGGUUUAAUGAGGUGGUUCGUUUCACUUCAAGGGACCAAUUAAGCUUUCCAUAUGUUCUUUGGCGGUUGAAAGUACUAAAGAACAUCAAUAUGUUCCCAGUCUGCACACGAAGAGAUCUUGUAAAUAGCAUGGGCCAUAUACGCAAGGCUAAGCCUUUGACAAAUUAAUCUAGUUGUUGUGAUACCACUUCAACUCUUUGAUCAUCAUUUAAGAGAUGCUGGGGUAAAAUAGGCUGUACUUUAACUUUCUUUUGUAGGCAGCAUCGGUCAUCUGAGCCUACCCCCUUAUCGGUUUCUCUUUUAUGUCUUCAUUUUGUUUGUUAUUUUACUAGGAAAAGAUUCAUUGCUCUUUUGGUCAGAAGAAAUUGUUAUACUUAAAUAUUGUAUUUGUGUACCUAGAGAUCUAAUUUGUACGACGAUUGA
Hibiscus syriacus is the source of this 1889-nucleotide messenger RNA. RefSeq lists its product as uncharacterized. The coding region runs from base 159 to 1634 and encodes 491 amino acids. Lineage: Eukaryota; Viridiplantae; Streptophyta; Magnoliopsida; Malvales; Malvaceae. The transcript is spliced from 6 exons. The record is from RefSeq and is a predicted model, not a curated record.